Carassius auratus (goldfish) is the source of this 1904-nucleotide messenger RNA. Its product is annotated as arginine and glutamate-rich protein 1-A. The record is from RefSeq and is a predicted model, not a curated record. The transcript has 5 exons. Gene Ontology annotation, cellular component: mitochondrion; nucleoplasm. Bases 137 to 895 code for a protein of 252 amino acids. NCBI's taxonomy places the organism in Eukaryota, Metazoa, Chordata, Actinopteri, Cypriniformes, Cyprinidae. Gene Ontology annotation, molecular function: cadherin binding.
AGAGCCGAACCCGUUGCAUUCUGGGAAAAGGAAGACUGGAGGCGGUCGCCAUAUUGUUUGGUUCCGCAGAUUCACUGUAGCAGAAAACAAAAAAAGUUCUGAUUAAACGAGCUUUUAUUCAACAAUUACACAGGAGAUGGGUCGCUCCCGGAGUCGCAGCACGUCCCGGUCCAAACACUCAAAACACAGCCGCAGACGGAGCCGCUCCAGAUCCAAAUCCAGCAAGAAAAGGAGCAAGUCAAAGGAACCGAAGAGGAGCAGAAGGUCCCGCUCGAGGUCAGGCAGCAGGAGGGACAGAGGUGGCUCACCCCCCGACCGAACCGACAUGUUCGGCCGAGCACUGAGCAAGAGACACAACGACGAGAAACAGAAGAGAGAAGAGGAGGAGAGGAGACAAGAGAUAGAGAGACAGAGGAAGAUCCGUCAGCAGGAGAUUGAGGAGCGUCUGAUUGAGGAGGAGACCGCGAGGCGCGUGGAGGAGCUGGUAGCACGGCGUGUAGAGGAGGAGCUUGAGAAGCGCCGUGAUGAGAUUGAGCAUGAGGUGUUACGGCGGGUAGAGGAGGCUAAGCGCAUCAUGGAGGCACAGCUUUUGCAGGAGCUAGAGAGGCAGAGGCACGCCGAACUGAACGCCCAGAAAGCCAGAGAGAUGGAAGAAAAAUCCAAACGAGAGGAGCUGGAGAGAAUUUUGGAAGAAAACAACCGAAAGAUUGCUGAUGCUCAGGCUAAGCUGGCUGAAGAUCAGCUACGUAUUGUGGAAGAACAAAGGAAGAUCCACGAGGAACGCAUGAAGCUAGAGCAGGAGAGGCAGAAGCAACAGAAAGAAGAACAGAGGAUGAUAUUGGGGAAGGGCAAGUCCCGACCUCGUCUCUCCUUCACUCUCAAAGCUACAGAGUGACUUCUCUCCUCUCCUCUCCUCUCCUCUCCUCUCCUCUCCUCUCCUCUCCUCUCCUCUCCUCUCCUCUCCUCUCCUCUCCUCUUCUGUUCUCUUUGGAUGUGUGCUUCAUGUUGAAGUGAAUUGGAGUCUCAAAGAAAGGUCUGCCCUGUGCGCUCUACCCUCAUAAUGCUCUUCGUAAACCCUGGAAAAAAUCCUCAUGCUUCAAAACCGGACUUGCAGGCACCACCACAGACUUACAGAUCAGCUGUCAUCUUUUGCUUUUUUUUUUUUCAGUGUGUUGUAUUGAUAUUUGACACCGUUAAGCUGGAUGCACCUUCAGAAACAGGGCAUUUCCCCCCCUUUUUAAUGGCAAGCAAAUAAGAAUGAAUAAGUGUAAAUAUUUGUGUAUAUGAGUGUGUUUGGUUAGUUGAUUGGUCAAUAUAUAUCAGUGGUUUGAGAGCUCAGUUGAACUACUGUUCUUGCGUUCAAAGCAUAGGGGAAGUCCACAAAAAUAUUUGGAAAAAUGUAAAUUGGCAGACUUUGUUUUGUGCUUAUUAGUGAAUGUGUGUUGCAAGAGUGUGUUGAAGCAUUUGGUAUUUUUUAGAUUGUGGACUGAACGCCUCAAAACCUAGUUUCUAAAAUGCUGCUUAACACAUUGUUCUCAUAAUCACCUGAUAUGAACUGCGUUUAUAGCAUUGUCACCUAGACACAAUUGUCUUUUUUGAUACACCUUACUUAAAUCGCUUGUUUUUGAAACGUAGAACAUAUGUUGCCAGAACUUAUUAAGCAUUCAUAAUACAAGCUUUUUGGUGAAAAAAGGUUACAAUGUUACAAAGUCUUGUAAUGUUUCUAGUGCUCUGUUGGUACCUUAAGGAAAUCGGGAAUCGCAGGUAAGACUAGUUAGGGUGUGUGUGCGAGCGAGUUUGUGUGUGUAUGAGUGUAUGCUAGUGUUCUUGUCUCGUGGUAAAUUACCCCUUUGCUUGUGAACUGGGACAUUUAGUGUGAUGACCAAUAAAUCCCUUGAACACAA